AUGGAAGCCGACAAAAUAAAAAAGAAGCUCAACGGUUCCAUUCUCAAGGGCAAGAAGUUCAAGGUCGAUACCGCUCGCCCGAAGAAAAGGUCAAGGGAUGAAGACGAAGUCGACACUGCUCCCCAAAAAUCAUCAUCCGAGAGGAAGUCCUCGAAGAAAUCCAAGAAGCUGAAAGCGGGCGAGGAAGUUCUGGAUGGCUAUGAGCUCCCGACGGAUCGCCAAGUAAAGAGGGGCUGGACCGAGUCGGCAGAUUCGAAGCAGGAAAGGCGCAAGGAAGAGAAAAAGAAGAAGAAAAGUAAAGACGAAAAGUCCGCAAAGUCGCAGGCCAAAUCCAAGUACACCGAAAAGGCCGAAUGUCUAUUCCGCACAAAACUACCACCCAAUAAGACCUCCGCCGACGAGGCCACAGAGACAAAGGCCAAGAAGAAGAGCAAGAAAUCCGCGCAGGAAACGGUUGUUCACGAGUUCUCCAAGACCGUUACGCAUCCGAGUUUCCUACGUUCUGGGGAUGAGCAAUCAGCCCCCACAGUUGGAUUUGAAGAGGGUAAAGGCUGGGUAGAUGAGGCAGGGAAUGUGAAAGAGACGGCCAGCGAUCGGAUAAGAAGUGAUAAGUAUAGGCCAGGACAGGUACCCGGAGCCAAGGAGAAGCGAAAGGCCGCAAAGAUUGUGAAGGAUGAAGUUGCCUCUCCCAAGAAGGCCACAAGUCAAAAGACAAAGGCUGUCGAGGAAGUCAAGUCUGAUGAGGAGUCGGAAGACUGGACCUCGUCUAGUGGAGAGUUUUCUUCCGAUGAAGAUUCUACAGAUUCUGAAAGCGAUCAGGAGUCGACUGAUUCAUCGGCUGAGUCGAAUGAUUCAUCCAGCAGCGACGAUGAUACAUCGGUUCGGUCAAAAAAGCGCGAGCAAGAGAAAGUAGCUUCCGAAUCAAAACCCGCCGUGGAUCAAACUGCUUCAGCCGUGGAUGAUAACCCACCGCCCCCACAAACUGUCCACCCACUGGAAGCGCUUUUCAAGAGACCCCCGCCGGGUGCCCCUGAGGCGAAGCCUGAGACAGAGGGGCAUGCGCCGUUCAGCUUCUUUGCGCAAGAUGAUAUAGAAUCGGAAGAAGAGGUUGAAGAUAAGCCGACCGAACCGCAUACGCCGUUCACCAAGAGAGAUCUACAAGACCGAGGAUUAAGAAGCGCUGCCCCGACCCCCGACACGGCUUUGAUAGGUCGGGGAAUUAACUGGAAGACCACGGGACGGCCUGAUCCUAUGGACAUAGAUGAUGAGACGCACCUGAAUACUCCAGUUCCCAAACCCGCACCUGGGCCGAAGGAAGACUCGGAAUUUACCAAAUGCUUUGAUAGAUUUUGCAUAAUUGGCAUGCUUGCCCAGGCAAGCAUCAUGUUCAACUUCGUCACACGACUUUUUAUCGUUGGUUCAUGA
This is a messenger RNA of Aspergillus niger, 1425 nucleotides long. RefSeq lists its product as uncharacterized. The coding region runs from base 1 to 1425 and encodes 474 amino acids. The transcript is spliced from 3 exons. NCBI's taxonomy places the organism in Eukaryota, Fungi, Ascomycota, Eurotiomycetes, Eurotiales, Aspergillaceae. The record is from RefSeq and is a predicted model, not a curated record.